Molecule: messenger RNA, 750 nt
Organism: Akanthomyces muscarius
Lineage: Eukaryota; Fungi; Ascomycota; Sordariomycetes; Hypocreales; Cordycipitaceae
Exons: 1
Coding region: 1-750 (249 amino acids)
Molecular function (GO): acyltransferase activity, transferring groups other than amino-acyl groups
Source: RefSeq, a predicted model, not a curated record
AUGGUACACAAGCUCAACGUCGCGAUUACACCACUCAACUAUGCGGACAUUGAUGCCUGCGCUAGCAUCUCGCGCGAUUCAUUCGCGGUAGAUCCCCAUACCAUUGUCAAGCAACUGGGUCGCGAUGGUUACGACAUGUACGUCAUGGCCCGCCGGGGAUAUCUCAGUAACCUGGAGCGCAAAAACAUGGUCUUUGUCAAGGCCGUGGACAUCGACACGGGCGUCAUUGUCGGCUACGGAGGCUGGAUCUUUCAAAGCGUCCAGCAGGACCUAGUUCCGUGGAAUGGACCGGCGGAUGCAAGACCGGAAGAGGAACAGGAAAAGGGCAAUGUGCCAAAGGAGCCAGAGACGAAAGGAGAGCCCGACUCCAUCGACCGCCUACACGCGAUGGAGGGCGAGGACAUGCAGUAUUUCCUGCACAAGCUUAUCCCGGCCAACGAUCCGUGCAUGAUCGUCAUGGGCGUCGGUGUCGCGCCGGCGCAUCAGUCACGCGGUGUCGGCAGCGCGCUCCUACAGCACGGCAACGCCAUUGCCGACCGUCUGGGGCUUCCCAUCUGGGUCCAUUCCUCGCACCAGGCGGUUGAAGCGUACGGCAAGGGCGGGUUCGAGCCGGUGCGCACUCUGGAUGUCGACCUGGACGAGUAUGCGCCGCGGCCGCCCCGCGACGACGAGCCGGUCAUGGGCGAGAGGGGCAGCGGCAAAUGGGGGCACUAUGUGAUCAAGUAUAUGAGGCGGGAGCCUAGGAAGUAG